Molecule: messenger RNA, 3795 nt
Organism: Lacerta agilis (Sand lizard)
Lineage: Eukaryota; Metazoa; Chordata; Lepidosauria; Squamata; Lacertidae
Gene: CDHR1
Product: cadherin related family member 1
Exons: 17
Coding region: 319-2913 (864 amino acids)
Biological process (GO): homophilic cell-cell adhesion
Cellular component (GO): catenin complex; plasma membrane
Molecular function (GO): cadherin binding; calcium ion binding
Source: RefSeq, a predicted model, not a curated record
UGUUUUAUUGGGCGGUAUGAGUGCGGCGCAUGACAAUAACAGCCCCAGCAGAGAGUGAUGUUGGUUCCUCCAAACUCUCUCGCAGAGAAAUGAGUCCCAGAGCUCCUUGCAAAGUAAUUGGUCUAAUUAGGUGGAAGGAAGGAGCGCCUUUAAAUUCCUUGGAAAUUAAGACGCGUCAUCCACUUAACAUCUUAACAUCUGCUCCUGCCUCUCCCCCACUGCACGGGGCUGAAGGACAGCUUACUGCCGGGUCUUUGGGGCCAUAUUUCCACCCACCUGCCCCCAAACUAGGAAGAUACUGACCGUUGCUCUGGGGGAAUGAAGCAUCUAUGGCAGCUGCCCCCAUCUUUAUUCCUCAAUUUGAUGCAUGUUUGCCUGGCUCAGGCGAAUUACGCUCCCUAUUUCUUCGACAAUGGAGCUAGCAGCACUAACGGGAACAUGGCACUUCUCAGCCUUUCGGAAGACACAGCUGUCGGUACACACGUGUACACAUUAAACGGAACGGAUCCAGAAGGGGAUCCGGUAACCUACGGCAUGACCUUUGAAUCUGGGUCAAGAAAGUACUUUGCUAUUGAUGAAAACUAUGGAAAUGUUACACUGAUUGAAGAGCUGGACCGUGAGAGAGAAGAUGAGGUUGAAGUUGUCGUCAGCAUCUCAGAUGGCUUAAGUACAGUGGCUGAGAAAGUCAGGAUCCUUGUAACAGAUGCUAAUGACGAGAGCCCAGAAUUUACCAACACACCAUACAUAGCCCAAGUCCUGGAGAACACCCCUUCAGGAAGCAGCAUCUUGAAAAUUGAAGCCAUAGACAGAGACACCGGUUCAGGGGGGAGCAUUACCUACUUUCUGCAGAACAUCCAUACAAAUAAGUUUACUAUAGAUCGCCACAGUGGUGUCCUUCGCAUCAAAACUGGGAUCACUCUUGACUAUGAAAAAUCAAGAACUUAUUUUGUUACUGUGGUGGCAAAGGAUGGCGGCGGAAAGCUCCGUGGCAACAACAAGGUAUUCUCAGCCACAACCACUGUCACAAUCAAUGUGGAAGAUGUUCAGGACACACCUCCGAUGUUUGUCGGUACUCCCUACUAUGGAUAUGUCUAUGAGGACACUCUGGCCGGUUCUGAGGUAAUAACAGUCGUUGCCAUUGAUGGGGACCGAGGGAAGCCUAAUGACAUUCAUUACCGUCUUAUGAAUGGAAGUGAAGGCUCGUUUGAAAUAAAUAACGCAACUGGAGCCAUUUCUGUUAUUAAAAGCCCAAUUCAGCUGAAGAAAGAAGUCUAUGAACUGAAAAUUCAGGCUUCCGAAAUCAGCCCGGAGGGUGAGGCGACCGCUCACGCCUUCGCCACGGCAACCAUACGUGUUGUGGACCUCAACAACCACCCGCCAACGUUCUACGGAGAAAACGGGCCACAGAACCGAUUUGAGCUCACAAUGUACGAGCAUCCGCCGGAGGGCGAGAUUCUGAGAGGCCUCAAAAUUACCGUCAAUGACUCAGAUCAGGGGGCGAAUGCGAAAUUCAACCUCCGGCUUGUUGGGCCAGGCGGCAUUUUCCGCGUUGUCCCUCAGACUGUGCUGAACGAAGCGCAGGUCACAAUCAUCGUAGAAAACUCUGCUGCCAUAGACUACGAAAAGUUUCAGGUCUUGACCUUCAAGCUUCUUGCAAUAGAAGUUAACACACCUGAGAAGUUCAGUUCAACAGCAGAUAUUGUGAUCCGUCUCUUGGAUACGAAUGAUAAUGUCCCAAAGUUUUCAUCUGAUUACUACAUCGCGAGGAUUCCAGAGAAUUCUCCUGGCGGCUCCAAUGUUGUGGCUGUAACGGCAACAGACCCUGAUUCAGGCCUUUGGGGUGAAAUGAAAUACUCCAUUUAUGGAACAGGUGCAGAUCUAUUCCUCAUCCAUCCAUCCACUGGGAUCAUUUACACCCAGCCAUGGGCCACGUUAGAUGCAGAAGUUACGUCCAAGUACAACUUCUAUGUGAAGGCAGAAGAUACAGAGGGGAAGUAUAGCUUGGCUGAAGUCUUCAUCACUGUGCUUGAUGUCAACGAUCACUCCCCAGAGUUCAACGAGAACAUCCAGGAAAAAACCAUGAUUAUAGGCACUCCAGUGAAAGUGGAGGCAACAGACCAAGAUGCGGAAGAACCCAAUAACAUAGUUGACUAUUCCAUCAUGCAAGCAGAUCCUGCCAAUGUGUUUGAUAUAGACCAAAGCACCGGAGAAAUAAAACUGAAAUCCUACAUAAGAUCCUUGGACAUCAUUCACAACAUCACCAACAACAAAGACUGCAUAUGGUCGGUGGUAGUUCAAGCCAAAGAUCGGGGCUCUCCUUCAUUUAGCACCACCGCUGUCCUGAAGAUUGAUAUCACAGAAGAGACUCUUCACAAAGGGCCUAUGGCUGCCUUUUUGAUGCAAACAAAAGAUAACCCCAUGAAAGCCUUAGGAGUGCUAGCUGGUGUCAUGGGGGUGAUGGUGGCCAUCACCAUCUUAAUCUCCACCGCCAUGUUCUGGCGCAAUAAGAGAUCCAACAAAAUCAUGCCCGUGAGGCGGAUCAUUAAAAAGAGGCAGAACCUACCAACCAGGACGAUCAGGAUGGAGUGGCUGAAAUUCAAGAGGCCCAGCAAUGCUGCGGAGAAGUUUGCCGUUGAAGAGGAUACCAAGAGUCUGCAAAAUGAGAACAGCAACAACAACUUCCAGGUGCCCCUUCCUCCUCCGCCACCUGCUGCUCCAGCCCUACCUCCAGCCCCGGCGCUCAAGACUAAUGUCUCUGAUUGGAGGGUCCCCACAGUAUCCGGAUUGCUGAGUCCGAAGAUUAUUAAAAAGCAGGCGAAGAAAGGUGCUGUGGUCUGCACAUCUCACAAUGCCCUGGUGUCGGAGCUCAAGCAGAGGUUUGAAAUGAGAAAUGCAGCAAGCCCUCACAUUUAGUGUCUCCUCCCCACAGCUUGCAUGUGGAGUGCGUCUUCUGUGUGCCAUUCCAGGUACAUGGUGUGAUUUUCUUAUUUUGCAUUUUGUACCAGUUCCCCAUCUCCCCGCAAGCUGAAAACACUCGUUAUCUCUUCUCGGUGUUUCGCAUCCAUUUGCCCGGAUCACAUGCCGGUACAUAUCCUAUCGCCCGGUACAAUUGUUUCACCUAUAACUUUAUGGUAAUAUGUGGUGCGCAUUUGUUGCAGUAUUUUUAUACCGGUUCCCGCCGCAAAGUCUGCUUGUGUGUUUGUGUGCUGCAAAUUUCAGGAUGCCAAUUUGUUCUGUAUCUGGCCAAUGCUUUCCAGUAAUCUGUUUUAAAGUUCAGCUUGAAAUAUUGAACGUUUUAAAAUAUCUCAUGCCAGAGUCCUCAAGGAAUAGCCAAGUAAGCCUAACAAGCUGCCCCAUCUCCUAGCAUGCCACUCACUGAAAUUCAGUAGCUCCAGGGUCCAGCUCAGAUGUUGGUUGACCUUAUAAAUUGCUCUACUCCAGCCAUAACUCGGGAUUUACUCAGGCUGGAAUUUGACAGCAUUCCCAAUCAUAUAGGCAUCAACCAUACAGAUGGACAUGCCCCAAUGUGAGGUGUGAAUGAUGCAAUUUGCCCUAACCUGUCCAAGAAAAUCUCUUGAAUGAGAAAGGAAGGAGGUGAGGGAUCAUGGCAGGAGGUGACAGCCAGCAGCAUGCAGCAUCACUUUCCCAGUAAGGGUGGUGGAAUUUCUAGUUGCAAUCCAGUUUUUUCACCUUCGGGAAGGUGAGGGAGGAGGCAGUUCUCAGGACUGAAAUGAACACAGACAGCAAGGAGAGUUGUGUUUACCCUGAUUCUGUUCACAGGUGUGCAGUGAGAGG